Molecule: messenger RNA, 1807 nt
Organism: Oryza sativa Japonica Group (Japanese rice)
Lineage: Eukaryota; Viridiplantae; Streptophyta; Magnoliopsida; Poales; Poaceae
Source: RefSeq, a predicted model, not a curated record
GCAAGCAAGCGUCAGAUUAGUUGACUAGCAAGCUACUCCUAGUACAGGUUAGACAAGAAACAGACCAAGAAAGAAAUUACCACUACUAAAGCCUAACAGUACAAGGAAGCAGCAAGCGUAGGCCGGCCGGGAACACCGGCGGCGUGCGGCAUCCGUCGCACUCGCACAUGAAAAAAAAGGGGGAAGCAAAAGCUCACCUCCAAAGCCGCGUUCCUGUCACUCGGCCACACUUCAAUCGCAUCCAAAACAUCAAGCCGCCAUCACCACCAGUGCCGUGAUCAUCAUACACAGCAUCUCCAUCUCUGCAGGGAGUGUGUGCAAACCUGCAAGCUGCUGCAAAUUAAGGAUAGCUGUGUGCUGACAGUUCAUUUUCCUUGUGUUGUGCUGUUGUGCAAGCAACUAUUGCUCCUACUGCUGCUGUCCUGCUCUUGCUCUUGCUCUGCAGGUUGGGUUUCUUUCCUUCCUCAAUUUCUUUCACAACUCCACUGCAUUUUCCAACCUGAUCGGGUGCUGCCUUUUCAUUCUUCCCUCCUACCUCGUUGGCCACUACAUUGAGCAUCACCAUUUGGUCUCACCAUUCAUACCUGAAAACCAGUAUAUAUGUUGCAUCAGCAGCAUCAUCAAACCUGGUCUAUCUAGCUCAGUAGCUCACCUGCUUGUGUGCUUAAGCUCGUGUUUGCAGCAAACCAUGGAUGCAGACAGGGACCCCAUCUUCCCGGUGCAACAGAUGCCAUCACUGCUGUUCCCGCCACCGCCGCCACGGCCAUUGGCACUCGACUCCACUUCUUCAGCAUCUUCUUCUUUUGUGCCUCACCAUCCAUCCAUCACGAGCUUCCCAAUACUGGUGCUCACCGUCCUGGGCAUCCUCACCACCUCCGUCCUCCUGCUCACCUACUACAUCUUUGUCAUCCGCUGCUGCCUCAACUGGAACAGCAGCAGCUCCUCCGACACGCGGACGGCUGGCCUCAUCUCCCGCCGUCGACGCGGUGCCGCCUCCAGCAGCCUCCCGGCAGUGGCCGAGCCGCGUGGGCUGGAGGAGGCGGCCAUCCAAUCAUUGCCGGCGUUCAGGUACAGGAAGGCCAUCAAGGACACUACUGCUGAUUCCAGCGAGUGUGCAGUGUGUAUCAGUGAGUUCCAAGAAGAGGAGAGGGUCAGGCUCCUGCCCAGCUGCCUCCAUGUCUUCCAUGUUGACUGCAUCGACACUUGGCUCCAGGGCAACGCCAACUGUCCACUCUGCAGGGCAGCCAUAGCCACCAACGACAGCCAGCUUCCAUUGGAUCAGUUCGUGAGACCUGAGGUGGUAGUCAUUCAGGUGAUCACUGGCGCGGAAGAAGAAGGUGCACAAGCACCACAGCAGGAGGCCAAUACGGCAGCUUCUGAUCCUGCAGUAGAUGCUACUAGUACAAAUCAACAGGUCAGUAGUAAGAAGACGAAGAACCAGAAUGCAUGGCAUGUCAGCAUCAGUAAGGGAGAUGAGUGCAUUGCAGUGAGGAGGGACAGAAAUGUUCUUCCAUUGAGGAGGUCCUUCUCCAUGGACUCACUGGGUGGUGCUGGAGAGGUGCAUUUGCAGAUUCAGAAUAUUCUGCAGAGGAGCACCCACUUCCACAGGGAUAUCAGUGACAGCAGCAGCAGCAGCACUGGAACAUUGUAGGGAUUACUAUGCCUGCACAUUCUAUGGCCAUGUUCUAUGCGAAUUCUUUUGGUGGUCUUGUUCACCAAUUUUUCUUUUCUUUUUCUGCAAAAUGCAAUAUUACAUGUCAAUUUUUCUCUAAUGGACACCUAUAACAUGGUUUGUGUGUGUCCGAAA